CCUUCACAUUUUCGUGAUCUCCCUAGUUUUUGUUUAGCAUGUCAUGCAAGUGAACAACCAGUUUUAGCUUCCAUUUUCUUUUCCUUUUUUAACAUUUUCCCUUUAUUUUGGAUUUUGGUACGUGUUCAACUUACAUUUAGAUACUUGUGAUAAGUCAAAUUAUAUAUUGGAGAGCCCAAAAAUUAAAAAAACCUAUUUACAUUCAAACUAUAGAUAUAUAACUAGCUCUUUUCUUUCUUUUAAUACCAUUAUUCCUACACAAAUUUAUUGAUUAAUCUCCUUCUUGGUCAAAAUUUUUUGUUUAUCCAAUUUUAAUCAUGAUUUCACCUAGUGCAAUUCGUUUUGCGGCCGGAAUUAUAGGGAAUAUAACAGCUUUGUUCUUGUUCUUGUCUCCGUUGCCAACAUUCAUCGGAAUACACAAGAAGAAGACGGUGGGACAAUACUCAUCAGUGCCAUACUUAGCCACAUUUGUGAAUUGCAUGCUUUGGGUGGUGUAUGGUCUACCAUUUAUUCACCCAAAUAGCAUUUUGGUGGUGACAAUUAAUGGGGCUGGCUUUUUUAUUGAGCUAAUCUACUUGAUACUCUUUGUGAUUUACUCUGACAAGAAAAAUAAGCUUAAGAUUGUGUUAAUUGCAAUUGUUGAGAUUAUAAUUGUGGGAAUUAUGACUGCCUUGGUCCUCGGUUUAACUCAUACUACCAAGCGUAGGUCUUCAAUUGUUGGUAUGAUUGCCAUCGUUUGCAACAUCAUGAUGUACGCUUCUCCUUUGUCGGUUAUGAAAUUGGUGAUAACGACGAAAAGUGUGGAGUACAUGCCAUUUUCUCUAUCAAUUGCUUCAUUUACUAAUGGCAUUGCAUGGACCGUCUAUGCUUUGUUUCCCUUGGACCCUUACAUUGCCGCACCAAAUGGACUGGGUACAAUAUUUGCAUUGGUUCAACUGAUAUUGUAUGCAACAUACUACAAGUCCACGAAAGAGCAGAUAGCAGCAAGGAAAUUCAAAAGUACAGUGGGCUUAACUGAAGUUAUAUACAACGAAGACUCUGCAAAGGCGGCCCAAUUACCCCAUAAUGGUCGGGCCCAAAAACCAUAAAAGUCCAAUCCCAUUGUGGGUUAAUGGAGCUAGGAUGGUGCACAAGCUGGACCACCUGAUCAACCAUAAUUUUUUUUUUUUUUUAAGUAUGAAAAACCAUGCAAUUUUUUGCCAGUAAUUGGACCCAUCUUAAUAAUUAAGUAUGGGACUUUUUUUCUUUUGAAUAAUAUAGUAGCCAUGUAUGUUGUGUUGCAUCCAUAUAAUAAAAUGUCUUAUUCAAAUUUUAUUGUCAAUGUUAUAUGACUUCAAUCAAUAAUUUAAUUUAGUUCAAGAAUUAUGAAUCUUAU
This is a messenger RNA of Chenopodium quinoa (quinoa), 1375 nucleotides long. RefSeq names its product bidirectional sugar transporter SWEET4-like. Gene Ontology annotation, biological process: carbohydrate transport. The coding region runs from base 318 to 1088 and encodes 256 amino acids. NCBI's taxonomy places the organism in Eukaryota, Viridiplantae, Streptophyta, Magnoliopsida, Caryophyllales, Amaranthaceae. The record is from RefSeq and is a predicted model, not a curated record. Gene Ontology annotation, cellular component: membrane. The transcript is spliced from 5 exons. Gene Ontology annotation, molecular function: sugar transmembrane transporter activity.